This is a messenger RNA of Erigeron canadensis, 2491 nucleotides long. RefSeq names its product cullin-4-like. Gene Ontology annotation, molecular function: ubiquitin protein ligase binding. Gene Ontology annotation, cellular component: cullin-RING ubiquitin ligase complex. Bases 129 to 2357 code for a protein of 742 amino acids. Lineage: Eukaryota; Viridiplantae; Streptophyta; Magnoliopsida; Asterales; Asteraceae. Gene Ontology annotation, biological process: ubiquitin-dependent protein catabolic process; protein ubiquitination. The transcript is spliced from 16 exons. The record is from RefSeq and is a predicted model, not a curated record.
UCUAGACUUCUAGUUGCUAAUCAGAGUAAGCAAAGUUCAUCAUUUAUGUCAAUCUCCUUAGCUCAUUCUUGUAUUGAGCUAUUGAAUUCAAUCUUCUUCUCUGAUAGUAGUAAAAGUACUAUAGAUGCAUGUCUCAACCUACAUUGAAAACCCACCUCAAUUCCACCCACAAACGCCCCUCUAUUUCAUCACCUACUGUCCCCAUGAAAAAACCCAAAACUCAGGCCGCCGUUGCGUUCUCCGUCGACCCUUUAUCGCCGGAAACCAAUGCUGGAAGUGGACGCGCCACUUUGUUCCGCAAAAUACCCUUACCCACUCAGCCUACCAAAAAGUUUGUCAUCAAGCUUACUAAAGCUAAGCCGGCCCUGCCUACAAACUUUGAGGAGAAUACAUGGGCGAUACUGAAAUCAGCUAUUAGUUCCAUUUUCUUAAAGCAGCCAGAUUUUUGCUAUUUAGAAAAGCUUUAUCAGGCUGUCAAUGAUCUUUGUUUGCACAAGAUGGGGGGAAGUCUCUACCAACGUAUAGAAAAGGAGUGUGAAGCUCACAUAUCUAUCGCUUUACAAUCUUUGAUUGGCAAAAGUGAAGACCUGGGUGUUUUCUUAUCACUUGUAGGGAAAACCUGGCAAGAUUUUUGUGACCAAUUGUUAAUGAUACGAGGAAUAGCAUUGUAUCUUGACCGUACAUAUGCCAAACAAACUACAAAUGUAAAGUCAAUAUGGAAUAUGGGCUUGCAACUUUUCCGAAAGAAUUUGUCAAUAGCUUCAGAAGUUGAGCACAAAACAGUAUUUGGCCUUUUGAAGUUGAUCGACAAUGAGAGACUGGGUGAAGCAGUUGACAGGACAUUGCUUAGCCAUAUUCUGAAGAUGUUCACGGCACUGGGAAUCUACUCGGAGAGUUUUGAGAAGCCUUUUCUUGUAUGUACAUCAGAUUUUUAUGCAGCUGAAGGAGGAAAGUACAUGCAGCAAUCAGAUGUUGCAGAUUAUAUGAAACAUGUGGAGUUAAGAUUGCAUGAAGAGCAUGAUAGAUGUGUACUCUAUCUUGAUACUAGUACAAGAAAGCCAUUAUUAGCCACUGCUGAAAGACAACUCCUUGAGCACCAUAUUGAUGUGAUACCUGAAAAGGGUGGUUUUGUAAUGCUGAUCGAUGGUAGUCGAAUUCAAGAUCUCCAAAGGAUGUAUAUGCUCUUUUCUAGAGUAAAUGCAAUUGAAUAUCUACGAAAAGCCCUUGGUUCAUAUAUCCGAAAAACAGGGCAGGGCUUGGUAACUGAUGAAGAAAAAGAUAAAGACAUGGUAUUCUCCCUCUUGGAGUUUAAGUCAUCUCUUGAUAAAAUAUGGGAAGAUAGUUUCUCAAAGAAUGAUUCUUUUUGCUACACAAUCAAGGAAGCAUUUGAGUAUCUCAUUAAUAUCCGUCAGAAUCGUCCAGCGGAGUUGAUUGCCAAGUUUCUGGAUGAGAAGCUCCGUGCUGGAAAUAAGGGUACAUCAGAGGAAGAAUUGGAGGGCACUCUUGAUAAAGUCUUAGUUUUGUUCCGAUUUAUACAGGGUAAGGAUGUGUUUGAAGCUUUCUAUAAGAAGGACCUUGCCAAAAGGCUACUGCUGGGAAAAAGUGCAUCCAUUGAUGCCGAAAAGUCUAUGAUUUCUAAGUUAAAAACUGAAUGUGGCAGCCAGUUUACCAACAAACUUGAAGGAAUGUUCAAGGACAUCGAGUUAUCAAAAGAGAUAAAUGAAUCUUUCAAGCAAUCAUCUCAAGCUAGGACGAAACUCCUAUCAGGAAUUGAAAUGAGUGUUCAUGUCUUGACAACGGGGUAUUGGCCAACAUAUCCACUGAUGGAUGUUCGCCUUCCCCAUGAAUUAAAUGUGUAUCAGACUGUUGUUUUGAUGCUGUUCAAUGAUGCACAAAAGCUUAGUUUUGAAGACAUUAAGGAUGCUACAAGCAUUGAGGACAAGGAACUAAGGAGAACUCUGCAGUCCCUUGCUUGUGGGAAAGUUCGUGUUCUCCAAAAGGCUCCAAAAGGUAGGGAUGUGGCGGACAAUGAUUAUUUUAUGUUCGAUGAUGCAUUUACUGCUCCUCUUUAUCGUAUAAAGGUUAAUGCUAUCCAGCUGAAGGAAACUGUUGAAGAAAACACUAGCACGACAGAAAGAGUAUUUCAAGAUCGUCAGUAUCAGGUUGAUGCUGCUAUUGUAAGAAUUAUGAAGACCAGGAAAGUGCUGAGUCACACACUUUUGAUUACCGAACUAUUUCAGCAGUUGAAAUUUCCUAUAAAGCCAUCCGACCUAAAGAAAAGGAUAGAAAGCCUCAUCGACAGGGAAUACCUAGAGAGAGACAGAAACAAUCCUCAAAUAUACAACUACCUAGCAUAACAUAUGCUGCCUUUAUUUUAACAUAACAUGCGACAAUUGAGGUUCGAUUGCUUUGAUCCUCAUGUCUUUGUAUGUACGGAAUAACUUAUAUUUUCUAAUCGAUUUUGAGAAUUUCUAAUGAAAUGGUAUUGCUA